GUGUGCAAUGGGGGGCGGGCCUGUCUGAUCCAGUUAAAUGCUGCAGGCCAUUGGAAAGAGUGGUGAAUCUUAUCUCCUGUCAAAAAGCCUUGGAGCAUGAGGAGGGGCAGGGAAUAGUUGGCCUUUUCACCCUGGAAAGAGGUGGAGGUCCAAUCUGUAAUUAGGGGAUUGGGAAAGAGAAAACCUGAAUGUUACAUUAAAUUGUGGGAGUGAAGCAAAGGGGACACAGGUCAAAAUAGUAAAAACAAAUUCAGGAUUGCUAUCACACAGGGAAUGAUUAAGGCCAAAACAAUGUUUGAUGGCGAAAUGGCAAGUCUGGAGGCAAUCUUGAAAACCAGCACGGUGAAGGUACCAAAGCCAUUGAAAGUGAUCAGCCUCUCAGAUGGUGGAGCAAUGUUUGUUAUGGAACAUUUAGAUAUUCACAGUUUAAACAGAUACAUGGCUAUGUUAGGAGAACAACUGGCAAAUCUGCAUCUUCACAAUGCAAAGCUUAAGGAGCAACAGAGGAAAGAUGCACAGACUGUUGGCAAGGGGCCAGGGCAGUCUGAAAUGCAGUACGUGAACAAAUUUGGGUUUCAUACCAUUACCUGCUGUGGUUAUCUUCCACAGAAUAAUGACUGGCAGAAUGACUGGGUUAACUUCUUUACUCAGCAACGACUUCAGAUGCAGUUGGAUUUAAUUGAAAAGGAAUAUGGUGACCGUGAAGUAAGGGAUCUCUGGUCAAAACUUCAGUUGAAGAUACCUGCUCUAUUUCAUGACAUAGAAAUUACGCCGGCUCUCCUUCAUGGAGACCUAUGGGGAGGAAACAUUGGACAAGUAGAAGAUGGCCCCGUCAUUUUUGAUCCUUCCUCUUUCUAUGGUCACUCUGAAUAUGAACUAUCAAUAUCUGGAAUUUUUGGGGGGUUUAGCACUGCCUUCUAUACAGCAUACCAUAACAAGAUUCCCAAGGUACCAGGAUUUGAGAAGCGACUGAAACUUUACCAACUCUUCCAUUACCUGAAUCAUUGGAAUCAUUUUGGGACAGGGUAUAGAGGAUCAUCAGUAAGCACGAUGAAAGCUAUAGUUAAGUAAUUAUAUCAUACUCAGAAUCACAGAAUUGUUACAGUGUAGAAGGAGGCCAUUUGGCCCAUUGUGUCUGCAUUGGCUGCCUGAUCAUUUUAACUUAGUAACAAUCUCCUGCCUUUUCCCUGUAUCCCUGCACAUUGGUUCUAUUUAGGUAAUCAUCCAAUGUCCUCUUGAAUGCCUCAAUUGAGCCUACUUCCACUACACUUCCAGGAACCCUAACUACUCACUGUGUGAAAAAGUUUUUUCUCACCUCGCAUUUGCUCCUUUUGCAAAAAACUUUAAAACUGUGCCCCUGAUUCUCGAUCUGUUUAUGAGUGGGAACAGUUUCUCCCUAUUUACUCAAUCCAGGCCCCUCAUUAUUUUGAAAACUUCUAUCAAGCCUCGAGGAUCAAAUAUUAUUAAAAAUGAUUCCUGUCUGAUCACAAAGUAUGCGCUUUAGAUGACUUUUAAAAAGUCAUAGCAUGAAACUUACAUGUGAAUGAAGAUAUAUUAUUUAAUGUGAAUUAAGAAAUUAAUCGUAAUAUACUUAUUACUAACUGAACAAGAUUUCAUUGAAUAUUAACGUUUGACAUUUAGCUGUGAUUUCACAUUUCAAAAUAGCAUUUGCAAUAUCUAUGUAGCUGCAAAGCAAAUAAAGUGACAACUUGCAAGUUUGAAAAAUUAA
Molecule: messenger RNA, 1729 nt
Organism: Carcharodon carcharias (great white shark)
Lineage: Eukaryota; Metazoa; Chordata; Chondrichthyes; Lamniformes; Lamnidae
Product: fructosamine 3 kinase related protein
Exons: 6
Coding region: 274-1071 (265 amino acids)
Source: RefSeq, a predicted model, not a curated record